This is a messenger RNA of Lottia gigantea (owl limpet), 1377 nucleotides long. RefSeq lists its product as hypothetical. The record is from RefSeq and is a predicted model, not a curated record. The coding region runs from base 1 to 1377 and encodes 458 amino acids. NCBI's taxonomy places the organism in Eukaryota, Metazoa, Mollusca, Gastropoda, Lottiidae. Gene Ontology annotation, cellular component: cytosol. Gene Ontology annotation, molecular function: sedoheptulokinase activity. The transcript has 4 exons. Gene Ontology annotation, biological process: carbohydrate metabolic process.
AUGAAUCAAUAUUCUCUUGGAAUCGAUCUGGGAACGACUUCUGUGAAGGUCGUGGUGGUAGAUGUCGAAACCAAAUCGACGAUCGCGGCGGAGUCGCAGCCAACAGAGGCUUAUCUGGAAAGCGAUGUUGGUGCGCUUGGCUUUGAACAAGAUGUCAAGAAAAUCAAACGAGUGUUGGAUACAUGCAUGUCCAGACUUGGACAUAACUUUAAAGAUAAAGUGUCACGUGUUUGCUUCACUGGUCAGAUGCAUGGUCUAGUAUUGUGGAAUUCCAGGUCGGACAAUGUCAGCGUGAAAGGCUUCUUAGAGUCCUCAAAAACAAGUCCACUAUACACCUGGCAAGAUCAACGAGCAUCUCCACAGUUUAUCAAAUCUUUACCGGCACCAAUCAGCGACACUCAACUAGCAACUGGUUUUGGUUGUGUCACGUAUUUGUGGCUAAUGAGAAAGCGACCAGAAAUGCUCAAUUUUGAUUGGAUGGGAACCAUAAUGGAUUACUUUGUGUAUGGAAUCUGUGGUUUGGACGAACCUGUCACAACUGAUCAAUUAGCUAAUAGUUUUGGUUACUUCGACUGUGAAUCAUCCUCGUGGAAUGGUUCUAUUUUGGAAAAGGAGGGUUUUCCCGUGAAAAGGCUUCCUAGGACUGUACAACCAGGUACUUUAGCAGGAACAUUGUCACAGUCAUGGUUGGGCUUGAAAGCUGGAGUACAGGUUCUGGCACCCCUUGGUGAUUGUCAAUGUUCUUUCUUCUCCAGUUUGGCAACUUCACAAAAUACAGCAUUAUUAAAUAUCGGAACAUCGUUACAGUUGGGUUGCAUCAGCAAACCGGACCUGUGUAAAUCCAGCAAGGCCUCUGUACAAUAUUUCCCGUAUUUUAACAACACUAAAUUAGCUCUAGCUGCCAGUUUAAAUGGUGGAAAUGUUAUUGCACAGUUUGUCAGGAUGUUGGUUACUUGGACCCGCCAAAUAGGCUUGUCGGUUACAGAAGACGAUAUAUGGAAGCAACUAUUAAGAGACACAAAGCCGUCUGAAAGAGACAGAAAUUUGGUGGUCGAUCCUACAAUAUUUGGUGAAAGACACACACCAGACCAGUUGGGGUCCAUCCAGAAUUUGAGCUCCGAUAAUUUGGAUAUUACCAAAAUAUUUAAUUCUCUGUGUUUUGGUGUGGUGCAAAACGCCAAAGAAAUUAUGCCUGCAACUUUCCUUCGAGAUCAUGGAAUCGAAAGUAUUAUAUGCAGUGGAAGUGUUCUAACCAGGAAUCAAGUCAUACGAGAACACGUCAAUACUGUAUUCCAUGAAUUAAGUGUAUCCGAUGCUGUGGGGUGUGAUUCUGCUAGGGGCGCUGCAUUAUGUGCUAUUAAAUUUGUUAAACAAUAA